This is a messenger RNA of Medioppia subpectinata, 756 nucleotides long. Lineage: Eukaryota; Metazoa; Arthropoda; Arachnida; Sarcoptiformes; Oppiidae. The record is from the annotation of a GenBank genome assembly.
AUGAUCGCCACUAAUGGUCACGUGGUCUGCCCUCUGGUCGGCUGCCAUAACAACGGUUGUCCGCAAGUGAUGCACGAAUGCAAACUCAAUGAUCAUCUAUCCAUUUGUCACUAUCAGAAGACUCAGUGCUUGAAUUGGUGUAACGGGUGUCCGGCGCUGGUCUAUUGGCGCGAUAUGAGGGACCAUCUGUUCCACUGUCCGGCCAAUUGGAUCUGUUGUAAAGUUGAUUGGAUGGUCACAGUUGUGUCGUAUGGCCUCAUUGAUAGUCAGGAACUGAAUUACAGUUUCACUUGUGGACAGAAUGUCCGUCGCGAUAAAUAUGAAGAGCACAUCCGCACUGUCCACCAAAAACAUGACCAUGGUGGUGGUGGUAGUGGUGGCGAUCUAGUGCCUCAAACACCCGCACAGGCCUACAGUGACGGCCAACCCGUCAGUAUGUCGUUAUUGCCGUUUGAGAUUCUGCAGAAUAUAUGCCAACAUUUGGACAGCUUUUCGCUCAACAAUCUGUCGCUGACGUCGACCCGUCUUCGGGACGUUUGCCGCACUUUUUUGGACACUAGAGGACUGGUGUCUCUCCAAUGGCAACGCAGUGUCAAUGAUAACGGGAAGUACUCCUGGGAUGUCGGAUAUAAGAAAUGGCGCUUUAGUUCGCCCGUCAGUCAUACCUUGUCGUUAACUCUGAACCCUUGGAAAACCUGUUGGACAGAGCCCAAACUUUGUACGCCAUACCCACCCGUCCUCUCAAUGAGCGCCUGA